UUCACUUUUCCCCUCUCAAAAACUCAACCAAAUAAGAAGAAAGCUUAAGAAAGAAGAAGAAGAAGAAGAAAUGGCAGAGGAGUGCACCGAAAGCUCUGUUGCGACCUCAAAUUCAACACCACAAAACUGGUGGGAUAUUAACCAUAAUCAACAUCAUCACCAUCCUUCGCUUUCUUAUAAUUCACAUUGGCUUCUCCAAAACCCUAAUUCUAAUUCCUCUUGUGAAGACGAUUCUUCCUUUACCAACGCUUCCAAUCACUCUUCACUCACCUCUAAUCACCUUCUUCAUCAUCCUUCUGAUCAUAAUCACCACUGGACCCAAGUUUUGUUGAACAUAGGAAACGAUGUGGAAUUACAAAGCAACGAAGAAGAUAUAGAAGCGAAUUUUCUUGAGACAAUAUCCUCAAGAAGCAUGUCCACCGCCGGAAUCUUCGAACCCACCGCAUGUAGCGAUUACCUUAAAAAAAUGGACACAACAAACAACAACAAUUGGGAUGACACUUUUCAAACCUUCACCAAUAACAACAACAAUAACAAUAACGGACUUCUUACAACGUCCCACACUCACAUGCUCCAAAAUGAGAGGUUUUUGAAGCUUUCAAAUCUUGUAAACACGUGGUCCAUUGCUCUUCCGAGACAAGAUGCACAACUACGACACUUGAUGGAAGACCAACACGACCAUCUCCGAGCUACAACUGUACCAACCCAUGAGGUGCUCGAGCCAGAUGGGACCGUGCCCGACCCUGGACUCGACCCAUUUGAUUCGAGCAUACCUAGAAGGUCGAUUCAUAAUCAAAAUUAUGGGGAUUAUAUUUCAUUUAAUGGACGACUGGCUAAAUCGGUGGUUGGUAUCAAUGGUUGGAGUAAUAAUCCUUGUUUCAAGUCGUCAUUGAAUUUGUCUGCUGAUAGUAAGAAGCAGAUUCACCAAAUUUCUUCGCCGACAAGAAUUAGUGGACGAGGAAGUGGAGUUUUGAGCGAAGGGAAGAAGAAAAGGUCCGAAGAAUCUUCUGAAACUUCCACCAAAAAGGCUAAGCAAGAUAAUUCAACUCCAGCAUCUAAUAAGAUACAACAACCAAAGGUCAAAAUUGGAGACAGGAUAACGGCCCUUCAGCAAAUUGUGUCGCCAUUUGGAAAGACUGAUACGGCGUCGGUUCUAACUGAAACCAUUGGAUACAUAAAGUUUCUACAAGAGCAAGUCCAGCUACUGAGCAAUCCAUACAUGAAGACGAAUUCUUAUAAGGAUCCAUGGCAAAGCUUGGAGAGAAAAGAAGGUAAAGGGGAAGGAAAAUUUGACCUAAGGAGCAGAGGGCUUUGUUUAGUUCCAAUUUCAUGUACUCCCCAAGUCUAUAGAGAGAACACAGGAUCUGACUAUUGGACACCUUACAGAGGUUGUUUCUAUAGAUAGAUAUUAUAUUUGAAAUAUCAACUUAUUUCAUAGGAAGAAAUAUUUAUUUAUAAAUGAAACUUAACACUACUUCUAUUGCUCUCACCUUUCUUCUGUAUUUCUAAAUUUCAAUAAGUUGAAAUAUACAACCAAGUUUAGAGCAUCAAUGUUCAAGCAUUAUUUUUCAGCCUAUUCAUGUGCUAUAUAUU
Molecule: messenger RNA, 1593 nt
Organism: Benincasa hispida (wax gourd)
Lineage: Eukaryota; Viridiplantae; Streptophyta; Magnoliopsida; Cucurbitales; Cucurbitaceae
Product: basic helix-loop-helix (bHLH) DNA-binding superfamily protein
Biological process (GO): regulation of transcription by RNA polymerase II
Cellular component (GO): nucleus
Molecular function (GO): DNA-binding transcription factor activity, RNA polymerase II-specific; protein dimerization activity; RNA polymerase II cis-regulatory region sequence-specific DNA binding
Source: RefSeq, a predicted model, not a curated record